AUGGGGCUGGAGAGGCCAGAUCAGGUGGAAAAACUUGUGAAAUAUUUGGAUCCCAAUGACCUGGGGAGAAUCAACUUCAAGGACUUUUGCCGGGGGGUGUUCGCCAUGAAAGGGUGUGAGGAGCUGCUGAAGGACGUGCUGUCCGUGGAGAGCGCAGGGACGCUGCCCUGCGCACUGGAGAUCCCAGACUGUGUGGAGCAGGGCAGCAAAGUACCAGGCGCCACCUUUGCUGAUGGUGAGCUCCUCCCCAGGGAGCCUGCCUUCUUUCCAGAGGAUGAGGAGGAGGCUAUGACAUUGGCCCCGCCCGAGGGCCCCCCAGAGUCAGACAUGGACAGCCCCAUGGAGAGCACCCAGAGCCUGGAGGAGACAGUCGGCAGUCCCGCUGAUGAGAAGGAUGGGGGCCUCAGGGGCCUGUUCCUGCCAGAGGACAAGUCCCUGGUCCACACUCCAUCCAUGACGGCCUCAGACCUCUCCACACACUCCACCACCUCGCUCAUCAGCAACGAGGAGCAGUUUGAAGACUACGGGGAGGGGGACGACGUGGACUGUGCCCCCAGCAGCCCCUGCCCCGAUGACGAGACCAGGACCAACGCCUAUUCGGACCUGGGGUCUUCAGUGUCUUCCAGUGCGGGACAGACACCUAGGAAAAUGCGACACACGUACAGCAGCGAAUUGCUGGAUGUUUACUGCUCUCAGUGCUGCAAGAAAAUCAACCUGCUGAAUGACUUGGAAGCCCGGCUGAAAAACCUUAAGGCCAACAGCCCCAACCGAAAGAUCUCUAGCACGGCCUUCGGACGGCCUCCCCGGAAACAGACACACCCUUUCUGUGGAAACCCCUUCCCCACUCCUCUGAUCCUGCCACCCCUGCAGAGCAGGCCUCAGGUCCAGGACCCCGUCCUGGGCGUCCUCUCGCACCCAGAGGAGCACACGGCUGUGGAGACAGGUCUGGACGCAGACCCUGUGGCCUGGGUGAGCUUCCUAGAAAAAAAGGUGACAGAGCUGGAGAACGACAGCCUGACGAAUGGGGACCUGAAGAGCAGGCUGAAGCAGGAGAACACCCAGCUGGUGCACAGGGUGCAGCAAUUAGAGGAAGAAAAUAUGGAGCUUAGAACAACAGUGACUCGGCUCAAGUCGCAAACAGAGAAGCUGGAUGAGGAGCGGCAGCGCAUGUCCGACCGGCUGGAGGACACCAGCCUGCGUCUCAAGGAUGAGAUGGACCUGUACAAGCGCAUGAUGGACAAGCUGCGGCAGAACCGCCUUGAGUUCCAAAAGGAGCGGGAGGCGACGCACGGAGAUUCAGCCCCUGUGGACAGGGAAGCCCCUGUUACUCCCCCCCCCCCAUUUCUUUAA
This is a messenger RNA of Hipposideros armiger (great roundleaf bat), 1350 nucleotides long. RefSeq names its product RAB11 family interacting protein 4 (gene RAB11FIP4). The transcript is spliced from 13 exons. Gene Ontology annotation, biological process: regulation of cytokinesis; endocytic recycling. Lineage: Eukaryota; Metazoa; Chordata; Mammalia; Chiroptera; Hipposideridae. Bases 1 to 1350 code for a protein of 449 amino acids. The record is from RefSeq and is a predicted model, not a curated record. Gene Ontology annotation, cellular component: cleavage furrow; endocytic vesicle; recycling endosome membrane. Gene Ontology annotation, molecular function: calcium ion binding.